AUGACAAAAAUAAAAUUAAUAAGUGAUAUUUAUAUAGACAGAGAUAACUAUGAUAGUGUUAUCAAAUUGUUUGAAACUGAUCAAGAUGAAUGUGCAGAAUCAAUAAUUUUGUUAGCAGGCAAUGUUGGUGUGGUGGAGAAGGAUGCAGAUGGUACAACACCUAUCUACCGAUUGCUAAAGUAUUUAUCAUCGAAAUACCGUCUUACUUUCUUGGUGGCAGGUGUCUAUGAGUACUCUGGUGGUAUGACAUUCGAACAGACCAACAGACAAUUGGAUAGGUGGUGUCAGUCAAUCGAUUCAUCCAAUGUACACUUUCUAAACAACAGCGAUUACAACCUGAGUGAACAUAAUAUCAAUGGUAAUGGCAAUGGUAAUGACAAGUGGGUGAUCAUCGGUAGCACUAUGUGGCCUUUUAUUCCACCUGUUUUCGAUAUACCACCAAACUUUAAAUUCGACUAUGAAUCGAUCAAAGGCGACAACGACAGACCGGCAUCAUCAAUGAGAGAUCAAAACAACUGGAAUAAGAACGAUGUCAAACAACUAAAGACAUUGAUACAAUCAUAUUCAUUCACUGGUGAAAACAUUAUUGUACUAUCUCAUUUUGCACCUACUUCAAAUAACUCUGUAUUCAAUGAUACCAAUAUAUCUAAACUUAAAAAAUCGAUAUCAUGGUGUAAAUGUGAAUUGGAAACAUUGGUAGAUGCUAAUUCAAAUCUAUCAUAUUGGUGCUAUGCUAAUACAAAUAAUAAUUUAAUGAGUGGAGACGGUGCAGUUACAAAGAUACAACAAAUGUCACUAUUGACAAAUCAAGCAUAUAUAAAGAAUGAUAUAAAGAAAUUGUUGGAUAGAUUCGAUAGCAAGUUACUUUCAAUCGAUAUUAAAGGUUUACAAUUAGACAAGUUAGAAGAAAGUGAUGAUAGUACUGAUAUUCCUACUACUUCUAGUUCUGAAUCGACAUCAUCUAUAUCUAGUUCAACGACUCCAACAACAGCAACAACAGAGACAACAACAACAACAACAGUGAAUAAUCAAAGUGUACUUAAUAUAAAGAAUAUAAGUGAAAGAUAUCAAGAAAAAGAACAACAAAACAAGCAAUUACUAGAGUCAAUUAAAUCAGUGUUUAAAGAAGAUGAGAGCGGUGGUAAAUCAACAGAUAAGUUAAUUGAGGCAUUACUAAAGAGUAGUGGUGGAGGUGUUGGUGGUUCAUCAAUGAAUAAAGAUGAAGAAGAAGAUCAAGACAGUCAAAAGAAAAGAAAAUUCUUUAAUCUUGAUAACAAGACAAAAGAAGUAAAUAGUAAUAGUACUAAACAAUCUUUUGAUAUUAACGAUAAUGGUAAUAAUAGUAAUAAUAAGGAAAAAGAGAUAGUAUAUGAUGAUACAGAUGAAUUAGAAAGUUUCUUAAAAAGUAAAGAUAGUUCAACUAAAAAUAACAAAAUUAAUAGUAAUAGUAAUAGUAAUAAUAAUAAAGAUAACAAAACAAUAAAGAAAUUUAGAUUUUAA
This is a messenger RNA of Heterostelium album PN500, 1500 nucleotides long. RefSeq lists its product as uncharacterized. The transcript has 2 exons. NCBI's taxonomy places the organism in Eukaryota, Evosea, Eumycetozoa, Acytosteliales, Acytosteliaceae. The record is from RefSeq and is a predicted model, not a curated record. The coding region runs from base 1 to 1500 and encodes 499 amino acids.